Zymoseptoria tritici IPO323 is the source of this 889-nucleotide messenger RNA. RefSeq lists its product as uncharacterized. The record is from RefSeq and is a predicted model, not a curated record. The transcript is spliced from 3 exons. NCBI's taxonomy places the organism in Eukaryota, Fungi, Ascomycota, Dothideomycetes, Mycosphaerellales, Mycosphaerellaceae. The coding region runs from base 304 to 642 and encodes 112 amino acids.
GACCGAUGAAUUGCUCCGCUUCAGAGUGCUCAAAAGCCUGUGCUAAUGUUUGAACAGGCAACGAGACUCCGUGGUGGUCGUGAGGCAUUCGGUGGGUUGUCCCACUUUUCGGCCCACGAGCAAUGUCAUGGUAGCAUCAUUAUUGUUCAACGAGGAAAUUCGCGACCAGGGUACGCAUACUGUACUUGAUCAGCAGGUGUCCGCGCAGUCUUCAAUUUCUCUUGAUCAAAUCCAACUUUCCUCCUUCGUUCAACCGCCUCUCUUCACUUCGAUCGCCAACAUCCCGCAACUCAAUCCUCCAUCAUGUCUGGAACUCAAGAAACCUUCAAUUUGACCAAGGUAGACGUCCGCAAGAUUCAAGAGCGCGAGUCUAGAGCAAACGAUGGCGACAUUCCAGCUGGCUCGGAUGCAGCCGGGCUCCAGUCCAUCGUUGAUUCCGCGGACAAGAACAAGGCACAAGUCAUCGCGGAUCGUCAGGCCAACCUGCCUCUUCCCGAGCAACCGCCCACCGCAUCAGAUUUCAACUCGAGCGAUCAGAGGACCGUAGACGUGGGCUCCGGAAGGAUCUCUGGAGGGUCAGACGGAAACCUUCGUGAGCCUGCGACCGGUAGCAGCGAUGCUCAGAAGGGUAACAGUGACUAGGCAAUAUGCCGAGGAUGUCGGGAGUGGAGAAUGCAUGAACGAUGGUGCUGAGGCGGAAACCGCGAAAGCGAGGGCAUGAUUGUUGGUGCGGUUGGAAUUCAUGUAAGCUGGCAAACCGCACGUCGUUUGGUGGACGAUGCAAGGCUCAGAAGAAGAUUAGAUUGUGGUCGUAAUGUUGUAUCGCCAGACGGCUGCCGAAUUUCUCAUUUGCCGUUGCAGACUCGUGGUAGGAAGGAUGCGAUGCAGC